Messenger RNA from Myxocyprinus asiaticus (Chinese sucker), 3117 nucleotides. RefSeq names its product T-cell acute lymphocytic leukemia 2 (gene tal2). The coding region runs from base 288 to 617 and encodes 109 amino acids. Gene Ontology annotation, biological process: regulation of transcription by RNA polymerase II. The transcript is spliced from 2 exons. Lineage: Eukaryota; Metazoa; Chordata; Actinopteri; Cypriniformes; Catostomidae. Gene Ontology annotation, molecular function: DNA-binding transcription factor activity, RNA polymerase II-specific; protein dimerization activity; RNA polymerase II cis-regulatory region sequence-specific DNA binding. The record is from RefSeq and is a predicted model, not a curated record.
AAACCCCACCCCUCCCUCAUAUCCGAUCUCUUUCACCCUCGUGUCGGUCUAAGGAGAUUGUUAAAGGGCUUAGCGAAUGUCAGAGAGCUGAGAGGGAGAGGAUACAUACUGGCAUAUUACUUCUCAUCAAUAUAAUUACCUUACAGCACUUUUUAAUUAUUAAAAAAACUGCCGAUUUCACCUGUGACCAGGAUUGUUUUUUUGAAUUUUCAUCCUCUAAAUUUCCUGCCCGAUGCUCCAACGCUCAUAAAGAUUAAAGAAAACGGAAAGUGAAGUGCCGCAGUAUCAUGACCAGGAAGGUGUUCACCAACACUCGUGAGCGCUGGCGCCAACAUAAUGUCAAUACUGCCUUUGCAGAGCUACGGAAACUCAUACCCACUCACCCACCUGAGAAAAAACUCAGUAAGAACGAGAUUCUACGGCUGGCAAUGCGCUACAUCAAUUUUCUGGUAACUCUGUUGGGAAAUCAGGACGGAGAAACAUCAGCUCACUCUCAAGCCGCACUUCUCACACUGCUUACGGGGAACAUGCAAAACCUGCGCACUGACCGCACCUGGCACAGCGACACUGACCCACCCUCGCCUGGAUCCAGCUGCGACAGUUCAGAAGCAUGGUAGACUGGUGUAAAUUGAUGGUUGCAUGAAUAGAACUUAAGGAUUGUAAUUCCUCCUUAAUAGAAUGUUUAUUGGAAGAUUUUAUGAUUGUGACAUUGUCAAUGUGGUGAAAUCAAAGUGCCAUUUCCAUGGAGACACAGAGCUGAAGGACAUUCCAGAUUCUGGGAUUGUUCAUUGUGACUCUGCAGAGAUCAUUGUGACAUCACAAUCACUCGUUCCUUCAAUGUCGUUUGGAAACAAUUGAUUUGCGGAAACCCAGAGACUUAAAUAUAAAUGUAUUGGCAUUAUUUGCCAAUGCUUCAAAACUGUUGCCAUUUGUAAUUGAGCGGAGACCCUGAGCAACAUAUGCAUUGUCAAGGAUGCACUUUAUAAGCAUCUCCCCAGUACUUUUUAGUAUUUAUAUAAUUUAAUUUCUUUGUCUGAAUGAACAUGUUCCUGAUUGAAAAACCUCUCUAGAUUUGAAACUUAAAUAUAUUUGAUUGUAUUUAAUUUUAUUUUUUAUUUAAUAUUUAUGCUACACUCAAAAAAUAUUGUAACAUUUUUUAAGGUUUACACAUAUCAAUGUCAUAACAAAAUUCCAUUAAAUGGAAUUGUGGAAUUUUUACCUAAAUUAAAUUAAUGAAACCUAAAAUAUUUAGUUUUUAAGAUUACUCAGUUUAAUUUGAUGAAUUUUGUUAUGAAAUUGAAAUGUGUAAAUCCUAAAAAAAUCUAUAUUCUAAUUUAUUUGAUGGAAAAUACUAUCUUUUAAACUACUCUGCAUUCAGUAACGUUUUGCCAAAGAUAGUUUUUGUGCAUUCGUUAUUCAGAAUUGUAGAAUGUUUGUCCUCAUUCAUUGUUUUACAUGAAAAUCUUUAUUUAUUGUAUUAAUUUAUUAAUAAAAAAAAACUAAUUUAGACCUUCUGAAAAUUGACUAGAAUAUUUAAUCAGCCUUCGUCAGAUUAAUCAAAAUGGCUUAUUGGUCCAUGUGCCUAUUGGUCCAUUCUAAGCUCUCUGAUUGGCUAUUCUGCAGUGGUCAGAGAAUUGUCCACUGCAGAGACUGUUUAAGAGCAGUGUGACCAUAGCGGUGACCUCUGUAGUGUCCAGGCUACAUGAGAGAGGGGAUUGUGGACACAGCUUAACUUUUGGUCUAAUGCCAGAGGUCAUCUUGGAGUCAAAAUCCACACUCGCCAGUGACCAAUCAGGCAAACAAAGAGAGAGUGUGUAUGUUUGUGUUACGAUCAAACAUCAGUAGCCUAUAGAAAAUCUAUUGUAACUGAUUUUAGUUUGAGAUAAUAAAAAAAUGAAAAAAGAAAAAAAAAACGAUUGGUUUAUACACAGUUGAUGUUGAUACACAUUUUUCACCCCAUAAAGAAAACAAAGGCAUAAAGAAGCAUUUUUUUAAGGCAAUUAAAAUGUUUAGCACUGUGACAUUAUUUUCAUGACAAUUUAGCAUGAUUUUAGGGUCAUUUUCAUUACUGUACUGCAGUAAUUCACAUUUUGGGGGUAAAUGUCAUGAAAAUAUCACAAUCCUAAAAAUUAUAUGACAUGAUUUGGGCUAAGUAUACAGUAUUUAAAACUAAAGGAACAUAUCACUCAUUUGUGUUCAGAUCAACUUAGUCCAUAGGCUACUGCUUAUAAAGUGUAAAAUUAUAUCUAAAUCUCGUAUAGCUGUUUUAGAGUCAUUAUUACAGAGGAAAAGAGGGUUUGUGGACAGCUGUUCAUACUACUUUACCUCCGUUUUAAAAUCUGCAGCUGACCACCCGCUGUACUAAUCACCAUUUAACACAGCAUACAAUCACAAACACAAACAUGGCAACUUUGAUCCUUAAACCAAACACAGAAAACAAAAGCUUAUCUGGUGAAUGUGUCAGUGUUUACUAAUGCUUAGUUAGAAAACUGGUACCCUUCACCCUCUGAGUUCAGUUCUCCAAAAAACACUCAUAAUGCAUCAUGACCUUAAAUACCUCAAAUUAAUAUUUAAAUACUUCACCCAAAAACCCAGAAGUACUGGUAGGCUUACAAUAUUCCGAGAAGUAUCAGUAAAGAUAAUUACAUAAUGCAAAUGGAAAAUACACUCCAUACGCUCUCAAAUCAAGAUCUGCUAAAUAUUGUGCUAAAAUUAGAAGAAUAUGAGUAGUUGAAAUAACUAUUUUACAAUGUUUAGCAUUUGUGUCCUCAUAUUAAUUGAGAGACUACAUGGAAUAUUUGUACUUUUAAAAAUGAAUUUGUCACACUGUAGGCCCAGUUGAUAUGAACUAGUGAAGACAAAAUGGUAAUUAAAAUGGUAUGAAGUUGUAACUACUGUAGUUACUAACCAAAACAAUAUAUGUCAUCCCUUAUACUGUACAUUCAUAUAAAUUCUAAUCUUAAAAUGUUUUAAGUGCACGGACACGUUAUGCAUCAACUACCUAAUAUAUUUCUCCACUGCAUCUAAGAAUUUCUCCAUUGAUAUAUUGUGAUGCGCCCUGCUUUUAAUGGAUAAAUCUGCUAAAAAAAAAAAAAAAAACAAGCUUUCAGAUUACAC